AUGAUUGAUAAAACUUUUUUUACGAUGUCGUCAGGAAGGCCAAUCAAAUGCGUGGUUGUUGGCGAUGGCACUGUUGGAAAAACUUGUAUGUUAAUAUCAUACACCACAGACAGUUUUCCGGGUGAAUAUGUGCCCACAGUAUUUGACAAUUAUUCUGCACCUAUGGUGGUGGAUGGAGUAGCGGUGUCUCUAGGUCUAUGGGAUACUGCAGGGCAAGAAGAUUACGAUAGGCUUAGACCUUUAAGUUAUCCACAAACAGAUGUCUUCCUUAUAUGCUUCAGUGUAACAAGUCCUUCGUCUUAUGAAAAUGUAACUUCAAAGUGGUAUCCUGAAAUAAAGCAUCAUUGCCCAGAUGCUCCUAUAAUAUUGGUUGGUACAAAAAUUGACUUGAGGGAUGACCGUGAAACGCUCAGUUUACUUUCUGAACAAGGCAUGUCUCCAUUAAAAAGAGAACAAGGACAGAAACUGGCCAACAAAAUUAGAGCUGUGAAAUAUAUGGAAUGUUCGGCACUCACUCAGCGUGGGCUCAAACAGGUUUUUGACGAAGCUGUGCGUGCAGUAUUAAGACCUGAACCUCAGAAGAGACAUCAGAGGAAGUGUUUAAUUAUGUAA
Arctia plantaginis is the source of this 612-nucleotide messenger RNA. Lineage: Eukaryota; Metazoa; Arthropoda; Insecta; Lepidoptera; Erebidae. The record is from the annotation of a GenBank genome assembly.